Colletotrichum karsti is the source of this 1362-nucleotide messenger RNA. RefSeq names its product putative tafazzin. NCBI's taxonomy places the organism in Eukaryota, Fungi, Ascomycota, Sordariomycetes, Glomerellales, Glomerellaceae. The record is from RefSeq and is a predicted model, not a curated record. The transcript has a single exon.
CUGACACGAAAGCCACGACAAACAGAGAGCCAACGCAAGGGCGUCAACGAGCUCUUAGCCGAUCUCCGCCGAUCCUCCCUCGCCUCCUCGAGCCGUACCACCGCAGCGUCCUCGGCAGCCACGCCCACCGUCCCGCCCGCCCUCCGACAGAUCCUCCACAUCCCAGAGACGCCUCCCCCGGCACCCAGGCGUGUCCCACGAUUCGACGCGACCGGCAGACGAGUGCCCCCCGGCCCGCCACCACCACGCAGCUGGCUCAACCGCGCCUGCAGCAAUGACUCCCGCUACACCAGCGCACACGCCCACGCCGCGACCGGCGCCGUCAAGGGCCUCCCGGGCUCCUACGAGCCCGACAAGGGCAGCCUGACGGAUCUCCUGCUGCGCAGGAUGGCCCUGAACUGGGACUUCCAGAGGGAUUAUGACCGGUACUACCUUCACACGCUGCCCAGCCGAGUCCGCGCCUCCCUCGUCAGGUACGUUGGCACGUGGCACGAGGCCGGACUGUCCGCUGCGGACCUGCGCAACAUCCUCAUACCACCCGUCGUGGACGAGAAGGAUGAGGGCGGCGAGCAGCUGCAGCUGGACCUCGAGGAACUCGUCUCGCUGAAUAACGACGUAUACUCCCUCGAUCUCGCUGGCUCCGUUGGACGCUCCAUGAGCAUUAGGGAGCUGACCGAUGUGCUCUUCCCGCAGCAGCUUGCGGGUGCGUCUGAGGAGGUGCAGGACUCCUGGGACACGGCGGAGGCGCCGUCGCUGCCCCCGAAGCUUCUGCCCAACAUCACACAUCUAUCCCUGGCCGUCGUGCCGGGGGCUUGCGGCGGCGGGCCCGACGUCACGUGGAAGCAGCUGCUCGCUCUCGCGGCCAAGCUGCCCACGCUCACGCAUCUCAGCCUAGCCUACUGGCCUGAGCCGUCACUGACGCCCAACGCGAAGUUCGCGACGAUCGUGUCGCCCGACGGACGCACGGCGCAGUACUCCAGCACCGGGGCCUACUCGCACACCCUGGACGACGACUGGACCGAGGCCGUUAUCCUGCUGCGGAAGCUGAGCAAGUGCCUGUACGGGCUGGAGUAUCUCGAUCUCACGGGCUGCGGAGACUGGUUCAAGGCGCUCAUGGCCAACGUGGACGGUGACAAGAUCGACUGGGCCGGACCGUGGGGCAAGGUGUCGACGCUCAAGCUGAAAUAUGGCUAUGAGAUCAGCGAGAACACGCCCAUCGCCGACGGCGAACGGUUCCGGGAGGCGGCGAGGAUGGCGAGGACGAUUGAGAGAUACAUCGUCACGCAAAGAGAUGGGAAGGGGCGGUUCAUCACCGUCGAAAGGGAUCAUAUAGAAGAUGUGCGGUCACCGGGCAUGACCUAG